UAUUUCGUUCACUCUAGUCGUGACUAAUAGACGAACAAAGGUGAAGUAGCAACAAGAGGUAAUUAAUUUUUUUUCCUAAAAAAAGCUUAAGUACGUGGAUCUCAAAAUAUUUCAUCAGUUUGAUGAUGAGAAAAUAAAAACGCAACGAAAAUAAAGUCAGCCAAGUUAAAAAGUUAAUAACUAUAUAAAUUUUACCGUGCUUUCUUGGAGGCAGUCAAGUGGAAAUAGCCAACGAAAAACAGAACACUAUAAAAAAUCUAUUUUAAGAUCAUAAAUACACAAUAGAAGUACCAUAAACGAACAAAAAUGAGUCUUGUCUGGACUUUGAUUGCUGGCUUUCUGUAUGCCGAAAUAGCUUUAGUUCUAUUAUUGGUUUUACCAAUUGCCAGUCCCUAUAAAUGGAAUCGUUUCUUCAAAUCAAAAUUUCUGGCCAUGUUGGCCCAACAGGCUCAUCUAUACUUUUUCCUUAUCAUGGGCGUCUUAGUGUUAUUCCUUUUGGAUGCCAUACGUGAAAUGCGUAAAUACUCUCACCACGACCAUACUUCCGAUGUCCAUCUAAAUGUGGAAAUGCAGCACAGUAUGCGCCUGUUCCGUGCUCAGCGUAACUUCUAUAUUUCGGGCUUUGCUAUCUUCUUGGUAUUAGUUAUUCGUCGUCUGGUAACUUUAAUCUCGGCACAAGCCAAUCUUUUGGCACAGAGUGAAGCCUCUUUGAAACAAGCUCAAUCGGCUUCGGCUGCCGUAAAAUCAUUGAUGGCAGAAAAAACUACAGAGAAAGCUAAAGAAGCAACUGAAGAUAGUACUUUGGGCGAGAUUUCACAAUUGAAAGAACGCAUCCAUGAACUAACCUCUGAACUUAAUCGUGAAAAGAAGGAUAAAGAAGCCUUGAAAUCGCAAGCCGAAAGUUUGAAUAAGGAAUAUGAUCGCCUAACUGAAGAGUUCAGCAAAUUGCAAAAGAAAAUUACCAUCAGUGGUGCAACUGAGGGUGGUAAAGGCAAUUCUAAGGAUGAUUAAUUUUAUCAACUGCAUUGUUUACUAACAAAAAUAAAUAUAUAUGUAUGUAUACACAUAGUGUAUUUAAAGUAUAAUUAAAAUCAUUAAUAAGACUCUUCUAAAAUGUA
Molecule: messenger RNA, 1118 nt
Organism: Lucilia sericata (common green bottle fly)
Lineage: Eukaryota; Metazoa; Arthropoda; Insecta; Diptera; Calliphoridae
Product: B-cell receptor-associated protein 31
Exons: 3
Coding region: 307-1011 (234 amino acids)
Biological process (GO): intracellular protein transport; endoplasmic reticulum to Golgi vesicle-mediated transport
Cellular component (GO): endoplasmic reticulum membrane; endoplasmic reticulum
Source: RefSeq, a predicted model, not a curated record